Erythranthe guttata (spotted monkey flower) is the source of this 1405-nucleotide messenger RNA. It is a transcript of the gene WRKY71, whose product is annotated as WRKY DNA-binding protein 71. The record is from RefSeq and is a predicted model, not a curated record. NCBI's taxonomy places the organism in Eukaryota, Viridiplantae, Streptophyta, Magnoliopsida, Lamiales, Phrymaceae. Gene Ontology annotation, molecular function: sequence-specific DNA binding; DNA-binding transcription factor activity. Gene Ontology annotation, biological process: regulation of DNA-templated transcription.
UAAUUCUUCUUCCUUUCUUCUCUGCUUUUCUUAAUUAGAACUUAUUCAUGUCGGAAGAACUCAGAGAAUUUUACUACCACCAACCAUAUAGCGACGAUCAGCGGCGGAACACUAGCGGCAGCGGUGGCGGCGGCGGCACCACGUUUCCGUACUCCGGCGGCCAAUAUUCUUCAACCUAUAAUACUGGCGAUUCAUCAUCGGUUCAUGCUCACUACCUGCAAAUGUUCGAUCCUUCUUACGUAAGCUUCGCCGAGUUUCUGCAUGGAUCUGCAGAUCACAACUCACUUAUAAAUUCAGCUCCGGGCUUCUCCCCGAAAUAUUCUUCUCCGGCCGCCGUAAUUAAGGAAGAAGAGAAACGGCCGCCGCCGGUGGAAACCCCAGCUACACCAAACUCUUCCAUCUCCUCCUCCUCCACCGAGGCCGCGGCGGCGGCGGCGGCUGAGGAAGAUUCAAACAAGGGUAGUACUGGUAAGAAAGCAACAACUGCCGAAGAUGGGGAAGGAACAUCAAAGAAAGAGAGUAAAACGAAGAUAAUCAAGAAAGGAGAGAAGAAAGAAAAGCAGCAAAAAGUUGCGUUCAUGACAAAAAGUGAGGUUGAUCAUUUGGAAGAUGGAUACAGAUGGAGAAAAUAUGGUCAGAAGGCUGUUAAAAACAGCCCUUAUCCCAGAAGCUACUACAGAUGCACAACUCAGAAAUGCCCGGUGAAGAAGCGAGUCGAGAGAUCGUUCCAAGACCCUUCGAUCGUGAUCACCACCUACGAAGGCCAGCACAACCACCACCUUCCCGCCAGUCUCCGGGGAAACAUGGCCGGAAUGUCGUUUGCUGCCGCCGGCUCCUCCUCAAUGUUUGCUCCUCCGGCCUCGUUUUCGAUGCAGGAUCAAAUUAGCUUCCCUCAAGAAAUACUCUUAUCUCAGAAUAAUAAUAUGCCACCUCAGCACCACCAACACCACCACAACCUCUACAGUUACGACGGAGGCCGCAGUACACGCAAUUCGUAUGAUCAACAACAGCAGCAACAGCAGUUGUUUCAACAGUUCACAGAUGACUAUGGACUAUUGCAAGAUGUAAUCCCUCCUUUAUUUCCCAAACAAGAGCACUGAAUUAAUAUUUCUCGAUUUCUAACAAACCAAGUUACGUUACUUAUCGAAGAGGUUUUCUUGAUCUCGAUUUCGAUCUCUUUCUUACCAGAUAUUGGUUUUUUUUCUUCUUUUUUUUUUUUUCCGAAAUGGACGAUGUCGAUCGAUCUAGUGCUCGAUCAUGAUCCAUUAUUUAGUUAUAUAUAUAUUUUAUUUUUUAUGAUGUUUAAUUAUGGGAGAAUUCAAAAGGUUUUAUUAUUGUUAGAUGAUGGGAAAUAUAUAAGUAGUCUAAAUUAUAUUAGACCUAGUCUCUACUUUAGAGAAAAGAA